Molecule: messenger RNA, 2464 nt
Organism: Esox lucius (northern pike)
Lineage: Eukaryota; Metazoa; Chordata; Actinopteri; Esociformes; Esocidae
Gene: slc35g1
Product: solute carrier family 35 member G1
Exons: 3
Coding region: 90-1310 (406 amino acids)
Biological process (GO): regulation of cytosolic calcium ion concentration; calcium ion export across plasma membrane
Cellular component (GO): plasma membrane; endoplasmic reticulum membrane
Source: RefSeq, a predicted model, not a curated record
AUUAAACCGGUUUGAGAACUCCCUCACUCAGGCAGAGAAAGGAAUAAGCUAAGUCCUGUCAAAGGCAUGCUCACCUGUUGCAUCUUACAAUGGGGGAUUUUACGGACUGUAAUAGUAUAGACAGCCAAGUUUUAUCGGUCGUUCCCAGUAGAGAGGAGGACAUCAAAGUUGUAUUUCACAAAGUUAGCGGUGACGACGACAACGAGGAACACACUACUGGGAGGAUUUAUUUACAAAGUAAUUGUCAUGAGGAGCGGGGUAAUAGUGAGGCAAGGACUAGAGCACUGGAUAACAGUGCGAAGGAAAUAUUCUGCCCUCUCAUGUGUAGUACAUUUGGCGGUGGCGGGGAUCCCAUCUCAACGGACACAGGAGGCACAGUUGCCAAAGAGAAGAAGCGUUGUCCGGGACUGGGCCUUUUCUAUGGCCUGCUGGCAACUGUUUUCUUCUCUGUUAUAGCCCUUCUGGUGAAAACAAUAGAUGGGGUCCAUGCUGUAGAAAUCAGUGCCAUUCGUUGCUUCUUCCAAAUGCUGUUUGUGAUGCCUAUGCUGAUCUACUACAAGACGGGCUUCCUCGGACCAAGAGACAAGCGGGUCUAUUUGGUGAUGAGAGGGUUUGUUGGUUCCAACGCCAUGAUCCUAUUGUUCUAUGCAGUGCAGCAGAUGCCUCUGGCUGAUGCAACAGUAAUCAUGUUCAGCAACCCAGUGUUUACCGCCCUGCUAGCCUGGAUCUUCCUCAAAGAGAAAUGCACAAUCUGGGACUGUGUGUUCACUGUCUUCACCCUGGCUGGUGUCAUAAUGAUAGCCAGGCCUCCCUUCAUAUUUGGUGCUCGUGUAGAGGGAAUCGAGGGAGACUACACUAGUCAUCUGAAGGGGACCAUUGCGGCAUUCGGUGGAGCGGUAGGAGCAGCCUGCACUUUUGUUAUACUCAGGAAAAUGGGCAAAAGCGUCCACUACUUUUUGUCUGUAUGGUACUACGCAGUCAUUGGUUUCAUUGAAUGUGUCAUCACUUUGUUCAUACUCGGUGAAUGGACCAUUCCGUUCUGUGGGAGAGACAGGUGGAUCCUUAUGCUGAUUGCAAUCCUGGGCAUUGCUGGCCAAACGUUCCUCACCAAAGCACUUCAGAUCGAGAAGGCUGGCCCGGUUGCCUUGAUGAGGACCAUUGACGUGGUCCUGGCCUUCAUUUUCCAGUUCAUUUUCUUUAACCAGAAGCCCACCCUGUGGAGUCUGGGUGGGGCGUGUUGUGUGGUCAUCAGCACCUGUGGCGUGGCUCUAAGGAAGUGGUACAUCAGCACACACAAAAUGAAGACCUAAGAUUCAUGCAAUACCAAAUACAUUGGGUAUUGUUUUGCUACAAUCAAUUAAAGCUUGUCGUUAAUGUUCAGCUACUGUGUGUUACAGUGCAUCCAAGAAAAGCAAUAUUACAUCCAAAUGUUACAGUGAAAGGUCAGUGAGGUUAUCUGCAAAAUGUUAUAUUAGUGUAUUUUUGUAUUCAAAAUGAGCUGAUAUUCUUCGUUUUAUUCCACUGCUGGUAAGAAUUGAUUUGUUGUGGAAAUUAAAAAAAAGUGUGACAGGGUGAAAUUAUUAUUCUUUUUAAAUCAAAGAUGUUUAAAAUAUUUGUUUUGCACUUUCAGUCAUGUAUCACCAAAAUAUCUGGAUAUCUAUAAUGUUCUUUCUGGAUAGCAAUAAUGCUUACAUUCAGAUGACAUUUAUCCUGCCUAGUUCAGUUGUAUAAAUUGCUAUAUGAAAGUAUACCACAGAAAACAUGUUGCCUUCCUUUUGAAAAUGUCAUUAGUAAUUUGUAACUAAGCACUUGAGUUUGCACAUUUGUGUUACAUGAAAUGUCAGUUAUGUAUAGGUUUUAUAGUCAUAGAAACUACUGAUUGUCUUGCAACUAUGCUGUUUUAUAUUAUGUAAUUGAAAUCAAAUGCAAACGCUUAUCCUUUUUUAAAGCACUUUCUCAGAUAUGAAUUGACUUUAAAAAUGUCAUAAAAUGAAAUAUCCAGAAGUGUUGAAAAUGUUUAUUAACAUUACUGGGUAAAAUUAUUUUCAGGUAGGUCUACACAAAAUAGUGACACUAUGAACUAUUUAAACAAACCAUUCAAUUAUUCAAUGUACUUCUUUGUAUAUUGUCCUCUUUUCUUUUUUACAAUGUUUACAGAAUCUGAUAGUGUUUCUAUAACUUCAUGUGACUAACUUUAUGGGACCAUAUUUCACAAUAUGUUUCUCCUCAAUGUGUACACUGAGAUAUACAGUUUAAUUUAACCUUUGAGUGUUUCAUGUUUGCUUUUAUUUGAUUGAUAACGAUUUGGACAUAGAUUUCAACUUCAUUUUUAACUUGAAUCGAAUGUUACUACCUAUAUGCCUUAGUAAACCGUUACUCAUAUGUAGUUAUAAUACUGCAUUAUCUAUAUUACUAUUUCAGAUAUUUUAUUAGAAUGACAAUUCUUCUGAAAGCUGUAUAUUUA